Molecule: messenger RNA, 777 nt
Organism: Trichoderma reesei QM6a
Lineage: Eukaryota; Fungi; Ascomycota; Sordariomycetes; Hypocreales; Hypocreaceae
Exons: 1
Coding region: 1-777 (258 amino acids)
Source: RefSeq, a predicted model, not a curated record
AUGGGUGUCAUCAAAUCUCUUGCACUUGUCCUCGCCUCCUUACAACUUGGCAUCGCGACACAAACUUUCCAAAAUGGUGGCACCACCGCUGGCUUCGAUUACGUUCUGACCGAGAACCAAGGAAAGGUCCUUCAAGUGUCUGAUAUUACCUACAAAGGCAGCACCGCUCUCCUAAUGCAGCAAACCUAUACCCCUGGUUACACAGGCCGAUACCACUCUGAAGUAUAUCACAAUCAGGGCUACAAGCGCGGCGACGAGUUAUUCUACGGCUUCAUGUUCCGUUUAUCUUCAUCUUGGGAAUUUGAUCAGCAAUCAUACAAUAUUGCUCAGUUCAUUGCUGAUCGACCUGGAGCCGGGUGCGAUGACGAUGACUGGAUGCCGUCGUCGCUCAUCUGGCUAGAGGGCAACCAGCUCAACUCCAGAAUCGUCAGCGGCAACUACCGCCAGCCUGAUUGCAGUCGCUCUUUCACCGGCACGGGAAACAUCGCAACUGUAUCGGCGGGCGUGUGGCAUAAAGUGAUUAUUCAAGCCAAAUGGGCCAGCGAUAGUUCAGGCUAUUACAAGAUGUGGUUUGAUGGGAACAAGGUAUACGAGCACUACAACAUUGCCACAACAACCAACGACGACUAUGUCUUUGCGUUCCGCGUGGGGCUCUACGCCAACGGCUGGCAUGAUGACAAGCAUAUGGUUGGCAGCCAGGGCUUCCGCCAGAUUUGGUAUGAUGAGGUUGCCGUUGGUACUACUUUUGCAGAUGUAGAUCCUGAUCAGUAUGAAUAA